CUUAUUACAUAGAUCAAUGGAGAUGUAUUUGGUUUUAUAUUUUUUCUCAUCUUUUAUGAUAACAAAUGGCAAUGAGAUAACCAAUUUGGCACCUUGCAACUACACUGCAAUCUACAACUUUGGUGACUCCAAUUCAGACACCGGAGGAAUAGCAGCAGCAUUUUAUCCGCCGGGGCCACCUUCCGGCAUCACCUACUUCCACCGCCCGGCCGGAAGAGCCUCUGACGGCCGCCUCAUCAUUGACUUCAUCGCUGAGGAGCUGGGAAUACCAUACCUAAGCCCAUAUCUUGACUCAAUCGGAUCGAACUACAAACAUGGUGCAAACUUCGCAACGGGAGGUGCAACCAUUCAGCGCCCCAACGAGUCAUGGACUGCCAACGGCAUCAGCCCUUUCUCUCUCGACAUUCAAAUCGAGCAUUUCACACAGUUUAGAGACAGGGCAGCUUAUGCCUACAAUCAAGCCAAGGAUGAAUGCAUAAAACAAAGAGUACCAAAACCUGAUGAGGACAUCUCCAAAGCUCUCUUCACACUCGACAUAGGCCAAAACGACAUCGCUUUUGGUAUACGAACAAUGAGCCUGCGUCUCCAACUAGAAGCGCUGCCCAAAAUAGUGAGCCAGUUCAUCACUCAAGUGAAAGCUCUGUAUGUGAGAGGGGCGAGGACCUUUUGGAUACACAACACGGGACCAAUCGGUUGUUUGGCGGCGGCAACGACAAAAGUCAAAGAUCCGGCGCCGGGGUAUCUAGACGAGAUCGGAUGUGUGAAAUAUCAAAAUGAGAUUUGCAAGCAGUUUAAUAAACAACUCAGGGAUGAAGUCGUGAAGGUGAGAGCGGAGUUGGCUGAUGCAGCUGUAGUGUAUGUUGAUAUGUAUGCUGCCAAGUAUGAUUUGAUCAGCCAAGUUAACAAACAAGGAUUUGGGAAGCCUUUCGAUAUAUGCUGCGGCUAUCAUGGGGUCGGGUAUGAUGUUUGGUGCGGGAACAGAGGAAACGUGGAUGGAAGGGAAGUAUACGCAGAUUCUUGUCGGAAUGCUUCGUCGGUUAUAAGCUGGGACGGCGUUCACUAUACCGAAGCUGCAAAUCAUUGGAUCGUGAGGCGUAUAUUGACCGGAAAUUUGUCGGAUCCGAUGACUGCGGCUUCCACAGCUUGCCAUAAAUGAGAAGGCCCAAUUUCGUUAAUACAACCACUUCAUACUAGUAUAUCUCAAUUCAUGUGCUGACGUGAUUUAUAAAAAUAAUUACUCCAUUAUAA
Molecule: messenger RNA, 1248 nt
Organism: Salvia hispanica
Lineage: Eukaryota; Viridiplantae; Streptophyta; Magnoliopsida; Lamiales; Lamiaceae
Product: GDSL-like Lipase/Acylhydrolase superfamily protein
Molecular function (GO): hydrolase activity, acting on ester bonds
Source: RefSeq, a predicted model, not a curated record